UCACAUGAAUAAGCGUAAGCCGAUAAUUUUUUUUCCCAAUGAGGUUCGAGUUUCAUGUGACGAAUGAAAUUCUAUUUCAUUAACAGAAAACAGAUAAGUCCCUGAAAGGCGUUUAGACUUUAGUUACUCUCAGGCAAGCGAUAACGAUUGGAAAAAGUCGUGAAAAAUUUAUAAAAAGUUUAAGAAAAAUGGCUACAGGUGGGAUUUUGAGUAUAACCGAAGUGAACGCCUUGCAAAGUGAACAAUUUGAAUGGCUUUUUGGAAAUGUAAUCGAACACUGUCCUGAAGCUGCAAAAAAAGUCGCUUCGAAAAGACCUUUUGCAACUUGUGAAGCCCUAAAAAUUGCCUUCGACAAUUAUUUAGAUACACUUAAAACUGCAGAAAAGGAAAUUAUUUUACAGAAGCAUCCCGAGUUGGCAGGCAAGCUUCUCGAUGAAGGAAAACUCACUGGAGAAUCUCAAAAUGAGCAAAAAUUAGCGGGACUCGACUGUUUGAGCAAAGAGGAAAGACAAACUUUGAGUGAUUUUAACAGCUUAUAUAAGGAAAAAUUCCAGUUCCCUUUUGUGAUCUGUGCUCGAGAAAAUAAAAUGCAGACUAUCCUCUCAGCAAUAGAAAUUCGCGUGGAAAAUUCCAAAGAAGAUGAAAUUAAUUUAGGAAUCGAAGAAGUGAAAAAAAUCUGCAGGAUACGAGUUGGGGAUCUCGUCUGGCCUGACAAAUAGAUUUUCUUUUCCCUGAAAACGCAACAAUCGAAAUCUUCCAAAAAUUAUAUUUUUAUAGCGAAAUUUUGAUUAUCUAAAUUUAAAAUCAAUUUCUCUCAUCAAUGCUCAAAAUUCUUUAUCCAAAUUUUCUAAAUUUCUGUCUAAUAUAUAAAAAUGUCGCAAUUAAGUUAAAUAUUAAAAGACAGGAAAAAACUUGGAUCUAGUUAUUUUUAAAUUAA
Messenger RNA from Belonocnema kinseyi, 937 nucleotides. Its product is annotated as 2-oxo-4-hydroxy-4-carboxy-5-ureidoimidazoline decarboxylase-like. Gene Ontology annotation, biological process: allantoin metabolic process. Bases 189 to 719 code for a protein of 176 amino acids. NCBI's taxonomy places the organism in Eukaryota, Metazoa, Arthropoda, Insecta, Hymenoptera, Cynipidae. Gene Ontology annotation, molecular function: carboxy-lyase activity. The record is from RefSeq and is a predicted model, not a curated record. The transcript has 4 exons.